UGCUUUGAGCUGUUUUGAAAAGCCCUCUUCAUGCUGAAGUUGCCUGAGCAGCUAUCCAAGGACAUGUCACCUGUCACAAACCGGGGUGAAGAAGUGCAAGAGAAAUGAGCUCAUCUGUCAACUUCAAAAAGGGUGAGGAUACUUUCGAGCUGAUUGACCUUGCAGAGUAUGCCAAGAAACAACGAUGGUGGAACAGAGUCUUUGGGCAGAACUCUGGACCGAUUGCAGAGAAAUACUCUGUAGCAACACAGAUAGCUAUCGGAGGAGUAACGGGCUGGUGCGCCGGGUUCCUCUUCAAGAAAGUGGGAAAGGUGGCUGCUUCUGCUGUGGGCGGAGGGUUCUUCCUGCUUCAGAUUGCAAACCACACAGGUUAUAUUACAGUAGACUGGAAGAGAGUUGAGCAGGAUGUGAAGAAGGCAAAGAAACAGCUCAAACUCGGUGCUGAGAAGUCACCAAAAGAAGUACGAACUAAAGUGGAUGAGGUGACCACAUUCUUAAAGAAGAACAUCGUGCUGACUGGGGGCUUUGCUGGGGGCUUUCUGAUUGGACUGGCAUCUUAGGAAUCUCUAUUUUGUAAAAUGCCUUUUCUUUUUCAUGUAUCACAAAUGUAUCUCUUCAGUGUAAAGGAAGGUGAUGACGUUAUUAGCAAGGUCAAAAAAAGGCUCAGUAACUGCAGUGUGUUGGAACCACUGCUGAGUUCUGUUCGUACAGGAGUUUGGGGUAUGAUUAGGGCUUUUGAAAGUCACAAAAAAAAAUGUGUGUCAUUUUUUCAUUGAUGUUCUGUUCCGGAAUCAGUUUGUGAGCUGAUUCAAUGUAGUUUUGCUUGUGUUGAGCUUUUUUUCUUAGAUAAUUUUUUUUAAAAUGCAGACUUCAGUGAAGAAUGUUUAAUAAAAACAAUCUGCAUUUAGAAUUUGGGCAUUUUAAUUAGGAUAUUCCUGUUCGAUCAUCAGGGUUGUUUUCACCUUCAUCACUCCUUUUAUUAUGAUUUUGUUUUUCUGGUAAAGUUUUUUAAAAGUUAGCUUUUAUCCAGAGAUAUAAUUAAGAAAUAUUGAGUAAACAGUUAUGGAGCAAAGAGAAUAUCCCAACAUCAGACCACUUGACUGGGUCUUAUAAUGCAGAUUGGAUAUUAAUAUUUACUAAUAUUUAAUAUUUAGUAAAUAUUAAUAUUGACUUUAGACAGUACAGGGAGAACAGUGAAGUCAAGUUGCCUCUUCUGCAUGUUGGCCUGCUUCGUGAAGAACUGGGGGUGGUAUAACUUACUCUCAUUCCUGUUUAUAGGUCUGAUUACACUGGGAGUGGUAGCAGAAAGCGGUAAGCUGUAAACCGUGCUGUUUUUCAUAUUACACUGGCCGUGAGAAACCUUGCAGUAUAUGUAAAUGUAUUAUCACAUGUUAAUGUUGAAAAAAAAAUUAUUUGAUGAAACAUGUCAAGAAAUAGGUUAAAUAUAUUUGUGUGCUAUAUUUAUGUAGGUGUAUAUAAAAUAAAAAUGCAGUGUUUCACCUGUGUAGCAUUCUCCAGUGACCAUUAUAUUUAUAUUAAUAAACAUUACGUACUAUAUUAUAUAUGAAUUACAUUAUAUUUUAAUGAUGCCAUAUCAUUUUUUAUUUUAACUCUGAACCAAACAGUGUUAUUCCAUCCCAUAUAUGCAUUGCAUGACUGAAUUGUUUACCUGGCAUGGCAAAUCCAAGAGUUUUAUGACAGAAUAAUUUAAAAACCUGUACAAAAAACCUCCAUCAAAUGCUACAAGAAGACUGUAAUUAUGGAGACCUCUUUUUUUUCAACUUUGAAAUGUUUUGCUUGGAGGUCUGUGGUAUACAGUACGAUAUGUGUAUGUUUUCUGUUGCUCUUCAAAUGCAAAUGGUUUUACUUGACAUGUCUAGUUUGGCCGCCAUGGUGUCCCAGGUGUCUUUCUUCUUUAGCGUAUCCGUAGCGUAUCCUUGUAAUCUGGACGGGACGUAUCAUACAGUGGAGGGCAUUUUUGCACCCUGAAAUCCAGUCUUUCGUUCGCCAUCUCUCACUGUACAUAGUGCAGAUAACGUCGCACAGCAACACUUCAGUUGAUUGGUGUAGAUGGAAAUUUGCUGUGCGGUACUAUAAAGAUCGCUCUGGUUUCCUGCGUGGUUUUCCAUCGUGCUGCUUUUCCAUUCCGCACUUAGUGUAAUUGCACCCAUUCAAAACAACAGAUUCUAUUUUUUUCCACUUUCCGCUACCGUGCCCAGUGUAACCAGACCUUAAAAAGGAGUGUGACUGAGAAUACAUGAAGAAGACAUCUGGUACUUCAGUUUAUUGUCCCUGAACCCACUUAAUCUAGAACACAACAAAACUAUAAACUACUUCUCUAAAAUCCCAGCACAAGCUACUCUGUUAAGUCUUCGAUUAACAGUCACCUCAUUUUAUGAAGUAUUAAAAUAGACACAUGUAAUAGCCAAAUAGUUUAUACUCCAAAGAAUUCUGUAGAUUAUGGAUCUGGGAAAUUGUAUAGCUUGUGCCAAAGAGAUUUGUAUUUAUUAGUUAUUGGGAUGCUCUUGUACAACAUACAGACAAUUUCAGAUGUCUGGGUGUUCAGAUGUGUUCACUGUAGUAGGACUUGCAGGUUGGUGUUUUUGUAUUUUUUUUUUUUUUCUCUUUCAGAUUAUUGAAAUGCACUGUUGUGUUUGUUAUAAAUAUGCACCACAGAGGAAAAUAAAACUUAAAACAAAAAU
This is a messenger RNA of Polyodon spathula (Mississippi paddlefish), 2702 nucleotides long. Its product is annotated as FUN14 domain-containing protein 1-like. Gene Ontology annotation, biological process: autophagy of mitochondrion. The record is from RefSeq and is a predicted model, not a curated record. The transcript has 5 exons. Gene Ontology annotation, cellular component: mitochondrial outer membrane. Lineage: Eukaryota; Metazoa; Chordata; Actinopteri; Acipenseriformes; Polyodontidae. Bases 105 to 560 code for a protein of 151 amino acids.